AUGGCCUCAUCGCUGGAAAAACGCGCCGUCGUGUCCUCCUUGAUCUUCCGCUUCCCACGCGGCCAAACAAACCCCGACGUCGCCCUGUUCAAGCGCAGCGACAAAGUCCGCACCUACCAACACCACCUCGCCCCGAUCUCCGGCAGCAUCGAACGCACCGACAAAGACCCCCUGGCCGCCGCAUGGCGCGAACUCCACGAAGAAACCACCCUAACCCCGGCCUCGCUCGCCCUCUGGCGCACCGGCAAACCCUUCAGCUUCAGCGACGCCUCGGUCAGCCGCGAAUGGACCGUGCACCCGUUCGCCUUCCGGCUGAAGACCGACGAUGCCGCGGCCGCCAUCCACACGGACUGGGAACACGAGUCGUGGGGGUGGUAUGAUCCGCAGCGGGUGAUUGACGAGAUCGGCGGUGCGCACGGGGUACCGCGGCUGACGGAGAGUCUGCGGCGCGUGUGGUUUGAGGGCGAGAUCGGCGAGCGCGCGGGACGGACGCUAGCGACGGGGCUGGAGAGGCUUCGGACGGACCAUGCGAGUGGCUCGCGCGAGUUGACGGCGAUUGCGAUUCGGGUUUUUGGGGAUUUCAUUGCGGAGUUGCGAGGGGAGGGGGAUGUGUUGGAUGAUGAAUGGUGGAGGCGGGUGCGGAUGGCGGCGUGGCAUCUCGUCAAGAAUGGUCGCGAGAGUAUGGGCGCCGCGACGCUGAGCGCUGUGCUUGGUGUUCUGUCGGAGAUGGAGAGCAUCUUGCAGAUGCAGACGGAGUCGGUGCAGGCGAAGUGGGAGCGCGUGCUGGCGGUGAUUGACUCCCAGCUGCAGAACCGGUCAUCCCGCGCGACACGGCUUCAGGAGUCGUUCGUCGAGUAUCUGCAGUCUACGUUUCUCGCGUCCGGUAAGAGGGAGAAGCUGACUGUGCUGACGACGUCGGCGAGCUCGACGAUCCGGGACAGUCUGUUGAACGCGUACGCUGCGCUGGAUCUCGAUACCCUGGAACUACGGGUUCUCGAGUCGCGACCGCUCUUCGAAGGAGCUACUCUAGCCGCGUCUGUCUUGUCGCAGUUCCAGUCUCGCUUCCAGUCGUCGCCAGACAAACACCUCCGUGUCAAGCUGUACACUGACGCAUCCGCGGCUGUGGCAUCCCAGGACGUGGAUAUCGUGCUCCUGGGAGCGGACCAGAUUUCCGCUACCAAGGGCGUCAGCAACAAGACAGGGUCGCUUCCACUGGCGCUCAGCGCGAAGCAUAUCUCGCCAGGUGUCAAGAUUGUUGUGUUGAGCGAGGUGGAAAAGAUCAAUGGCACCGGGGGUGUGGUCCGCGACGACCACGCCGAGGACAACGAUCCCAUGGAGAUUGUCGGCACUUGGAAGCACGACGCGAUCAAGGGGGUAGAUGCGCUGAAAGAUAUAAGCGAGAGAGCUACUGUCGAGGUGCAGAAUAUCUAUUUUGAGUGGGUGCCGCUGGACAUGGUGGACGCCUUUGUCUGCGAAGAGGGCGUGCUGUCGGUGGAUAAUAUCCGACAGAAAUCGGAGAAGCUGGGUGAAUUGAGCCAGAGGUACUUUGGGGAUUUAUAA
This is a messenger RNA of Aspergillus terreus NIH2624, 1560 nucleotides long. Its product is annotated as translation initiation factor eIF-2B subunit family protein. The coding region runs from base 1 to 1560 and encodes 519 amino acids. The record is from RefSeq and is a predicted model, not a curated record. Lineage: Eukaryota; Fungi; Ascomycota; Eurotiomycetes; Eurotiales; Aspergillaceae. Gene Ontology annotation, molecular function: S-methyl-5-thioribose-1-phosphate isomerase activity. The transcript has 2 exons.